UUCGUAGGAAUGAGUGACAGCGAAGAGAUAGCGAAGUUGGUGGACGGUGCUUACAAGAACAUUCUAGAAAAAUUUAAUCCUUGUGCCCGACAACUUAUAUCAGCUGGAAAAGCAUAUCUAAAAUCCUUGCAUGGUGCUGUAGCCUCCUCUAAAACAUAUCUCGAAAGCAUCAGCAAGCUUGCUAGGCAUGCUCAUCAAGGUACCUGGGGUGGUUCUACAGACAUAGGUACAGCUCUGAUGCAGCUUGUCGAAGUUCACAAAGAAAUUCAUGCUCAACAAACAAACAUUUUAAAAGCUUUUUAUGUGGAUUUACUUCUUCCAUUAGAGUCAAACUUAGAGAAGGACACUAAAGUUGUUGCAGGUGAACACAAGAGGUUUCUUCAACAACACAAGUGUCAUCAUGAUUCUUAUCAAAAAGCCUUAUCAAUGUGUAAAAAGCAUAAGAAAAGAAACCGAAGCAGCAACCUGUGUAGCAUUGGGAAAGAUAUCAAGCAAUUACAUGCAAUGGAAGAUGAAAAGAAGAAACUAGAUGGCUUCUGUGAACAAAGUCUAAAGCAAGCCAUCACUCAAGAACGCAGACGUUAUGGUUUCGUUUUAGAACGCCAGUGUUCCCUUGCCAAACACUACUUGGCCUAUCAUACCAAGGGUCAAGCAGUGUUACAACACAACCUAGAGCAAUGGCUUGAAAUUGUCAAAACGAGGGAGUUUUUGCCAGAUUCAAUUGAAAAGAUGUUUGAUGGAGAAAACGUGUGCAAGACUGGCAGCGAAUAUGCAAGCUCUUCCAUUGUCAUUAGUCCCAUGUCCUGUCAGAAUAUGAGUUGCACAACUUCGCCAACCAUCGGCAUGCGGAAGACUCAGAGUAUUGAUGCUAGUUACUUGGACCUUAGAGAUUACGAAGACGCUCCGUAUCCAAGGCCCUUAUCCAGAGCAAAAUCAGAUUUUAAUUUGACUUCGUCCAGUGCAAGCUUAGUCUCCAGUGAUUAUGGAUCUUCUCUUCGAGCCAAAAAUAUGGCGUCCGUCGGUAGAAAAUCUUCUUCAAACUAUCACGUGAGGGCUCUGUAUUCCUAUUUGUCCAGUGGAGAACAUCAACUAAGCUUUCACGAAGGGGAUGUAAUUGUUCUCAUUGGAGAACGUAACAAAGGGUGGCAGUAUGGAGAAAAUUUAAGGAAUCACCGGGUUGGAUGGUUUCCUAUUGCUUACACAGAACCAAUUUUAGACAGUUCCGAGAGUGAAGAGCAAAGCAGUAGCAGUCCAGAUAGAAGCCAAUGGGGAGAAAAAUCGGAUUCCAGAACGUUUCCGAGCAUUAAUGGUUCACCCGUAACAAGAAGUCCAAGAAGACCCUCCAGUAGCUACACACUGAGUGCUCAUGCCCUAGCGCCUGAUCAAGAGGUGCCUGUCCAGUCAAUAUCAGCUGUUAAAAGCCUUAGGCCACAUUCCACUUUCACAGACAGUCCUGUUUUUGAAGCGAAAGAAUUGAUGCCCAAGGCUACUCCAGUAAAGACGAAGCAGCCACCGAGAACUCCCUUGCACGAAACUACCACAUACGCAUCCAUCAAGUUCCACCACCCUCCCCUGAAGGACACGUUUCGAGAGGAAACGUCUCCCGGAAUCUUCCGGUCCCCGAGGAGAUCCCUCACCGCGCCCUUCCCCAUCUCAGUCCCUCCACCCGAGCUUCCAACAUCAGCAUCCCUCCACAGCAGUAAUGACAGUGGAUUCUGCAACGACGCCAGCCAAAGUCAAAAUAGCCCAACUCCAUCCGAUGUGCCACCAACCAGUGACUUGAUUGGUAAAGAAACAAGGGAUAACAUUUUUGCAAGUGUAAAGUUACGAAAAGUGGUCACCAACGACCGGUCUGCACCCAUGAUUUCAUAA
Messenger RNA from Uloborus diversus, 1872 nucleotides. RefSeq names its product brain-specific angiogenesis inhibitor 1-associated protein 2-like. Gene Ontology annotation, cellular component: cytosol; nucleoplasm. Gene Ontology annotation, molecular function: protein binding. NCBI's taxonomy places the organism in Eukaryota, Metazoa, Arthropoda, Arachnida, Araneae, Uloboridae. Bases 10 to 1872 code for a protein of 620 amino acids. The record is from RefSeq and is a predicted model, not a curated record. The transcript is spliced from 15 exons. Gene Ontology annotation, biological process: positive regulation of actin filament polymerization; actin crosslink formation; actin filament bundle assembly.